Molecule: messenger RNA, 949 nt
Organism: Sesamum indicum (sesame)
Lineage: Eukaryota; Viridiplantae; Streptophyta; Magnoliopsida; Lamiales; Pedaliaceae
Source: RefSeq, a predicted model, not a curated record
ACGCUCCUGCAACCCCAAUUCUCUGUUUCCUCUGUGGUUUAGUUUUUGGCAGUCUCCUCAGUGUUUUUUCUCAAAUUCUCCGCAAAAACUCAUCAUUCUCUGCAAUUCUCAACGCAAACGAAGCAAUGGACGGACGGCUUUCACUUCCGCUCUAUGCUCGCCGGGUGUUGAUGAAGGAUCUGAUCGUCAACAGGCUCUAUAUGUUCGUCAACAGGAUUGCUGUACUGGUCUUGUUUUACUAUAGAGCUACCAGUCUUGACCGUGUUAUCAAAACCAGGGAGAUUCCUCUUAUUCCCUAUCAAAACCAGUCUUAUUCACGUUUCUCUGGAUUCUUUACCAAGCUUACAGAUGGAGACCCGCUAAACUUGCGGUGUACCCGGAAAGAUUACCGGAAGUGAGAAGAUGUGUUCAUAUGCACGCUGACCCGAGCAAAGAGCCCUCCCUGGGGGUGAUGAACACCGUUAUAGCGGCUAUGGCGCUUGAUUACCCUCCUGAUAAGCUUGCUGUUUAUCUACAGGAUGAUGGGGGUUCUUACGUUACUUUAAAUGCCAGUCGUGAAGCCUGGAAAUUUGCCAGAUUCUGGGUUCCACUCCGGAGAAAGUAUGAGUUGAAAAUUGCUUGCCCAGCAGCUUAUUUUUCGUCCAAGGAAAGUGCUCAUGAGAAGUUCAUUGGCAGCAGUGAGUUCGCAGCUGAGAAGAAGAUAAUCGAGAAAAGCUACACCGAAUUCCAGGAAGCUCUGGAGAAGAAUUCAGUAAAUGCUAGCGCUUCCGUUAGCGGAGAUCGUCCACCUUUAAUCGAGGUUGGUUACAGAUACUUCACUGCAGUGGAGGAUGCUCUUACAAGUAUUAGUUUGCACUGUAAAGGCUGGAUUUCUGUGUAUAUUGCCCCUGCCAGUCCAUGUUUCUUGGGUGCAUCCACUACAAACCUGAAUGAUAUGUUGGUGCAAUAG